GUUGUCACUGUGUCUCCAGCUCGUCUCCAGCAGCCAUGGCCGGGAUUAAAGCUCUCAUCAGUCUGUCCUUCGGAGGGGCCAUCGGUCUCAUGUUCCUCAUGCUGGGAUGUGCCCUCCCUGUGUACGAUAAAUACUGGCCUUUGUUCCUCCUCUUCUUCUACAUCCUGGCUCCGAUCCCGUACUGCAUCUCGCGGCGGGUGAUUGACGACACAGACUCGGCCAGUAACGCCUGCAAAGAGCUCGCCAUCUUCCUCACGACGGGCAUCGUCAUCUCAGCCUUCGGCCUGCCCGUCGUCUUCGCCAGAGCUGAAGUCAUCGCCUGGGGGGCGUGUGCGCUCGUGCUAACGGGGAACAUGGUGAUCUUCGGCACCAUCCUGGGCUUCUUCCUCGUCUUCGGAUCCAACGACGACUUCAGCUGGCAGCAGUGAGAAGCAUGAGUUUCCACUACCACACCUGAACUCAGCUGCAGGCGAUCCUGCUGUCCUCACUGCCCCGGAGUUCUAGAGCCGCUUAAAUGGAGACGUUUGGAAACUCUGUCUUUUUAUUCACACACAACCUUCAGACCUUUUUAAAAUGUAAAUUUAACAUGUGAUCGUUCUCUCGGUUUCUCGUGACAUGACACAAAGAGGCGGUUUGUUUGUUCCCUCUCAGCUCAGAGAAGAGGAUUAUAUUCAAACAGGCCACUGCACAGAUCAAAUUUAACUGACUCUGUGAUUUCCCCCGGUGCCGACAGGAUGCAGGCUGCUUAUUCAUUCGUUGCAUCUGAUAGCGCUCAGUUCCCCAAACGCCUGAGUCAACCUCGCAGUGUCAAGAGAGCACGUAGAAGCCAGUAGUAUCUGCCAGCUAGCGUAGGAUAAGCUGGAGGCCAGCGGCCAAGCAGCGGUAAGACCUGGGCGACUUAUAAAGACAGCCUGGUCAGCCGCUAGCAGCCCUUAAGCUUUUAAAUGUGACUCCCCUGCCUGGACUCCUUCAAAAUAAAAGAAUCCAGACGCCAUGUCAUUGAUUUAAAAUAUUAGAUCCAGAUUCUGAGUUCAUUCUGUCGCUUUUUCCUCUCACCAGCAUUUCCCCCCGGAUUAAAAACAAAAGUUACGUUUCAAUUAUUUCUUUUUUUUAUUUUCAAGUUUUUGGUUUUAUUUCCUCGUUCUGUGUGAAGGAAAUGUGUACGUCGGUUUGUUAAAUCACUUGUGGGAUCAGGUCGGUGUCGUUAUGUUUAAUUGAAUUAAGCGUCGAACAUGUUAGACUUUUAUUUUCUGUUGUUUGGAAACGUGUUCUCUGGAAGAUAAAGAGUUAGCAUUUCUUUUUUUAUUAUUUUGUCCUUUUCAAUAAGUCUUUGUCACUUUGGGCUGCAACUUAUUCAUUUUGCAGAUUAAUUUUUCGAUCAGUUGAUUAAUAAAUUGGUCCAUAAAACAUCUACUUUCAAACCACAGAGCACAAGGUGACGUCAAAUCUUUAAUCGACUUUCAUUUUAGACAAAGAAAAUCAGCAAAUUCUCACAUUUCAGAAAUUUGCUUGAUAAAUGUCGAACGAUGAAUCGAUCACCAAGACAUUUGCUCAAUUAAGUGAUUAAUCGUUGCAGCUCUAUAUUAUAUUUUUGUAGUUGGGUUUCCACACACAGCAGAUUUCCAAUGGAAGUUUUGUAUUGUGUUGAAGAUGCUCAUAGUUUUCACUGAUUCUGUUCCACAGUUACUGUAACAUCUCAAAUGUUAAAAACCCCUUUCUAUGAUUUUAAAAGCACUCAUUCAUUUUACAAAACUUGCUUUAAAGGUGUCGUUGAAAAUCAGAUUAAAUACAGGAGGUUUAUUCACUUUGAGUCUGAGAAGGAGCCGGGAAGCGAUUCAAGUUAAAAACUCUCAAACUCAAAUCCCUUAAGUUAUAAUGUGUUAACUUAUCUGUUUAAUUCACACAGAAAUUAAAAUGUUAAAACUGAAAUUUGUGGUUUUAGAGUAAACCAUUAUUUAUCUAGAAGUUGUUUUAGUACAAUUACCAACGAGCCACAACAUUAAAAGUUAAAUCUGUUUUAUAUGUUGUGGUUAAUAAGUGUAUUUAACUUUUACUACAAACUACCUUAACUACAACGUAAGUUUCAUGUCAUUCAGCAUAAAAAAGAUUUUAUCUGUUUUAUCAAGAGGAACAAAAUGAAAAUUUGUUAAAAAUAUGUUAAACUAAAAACUCUUUCCGAGGAGAGAAUGAUUUGGAACCCACAACUCCCACUCUGACCUGACGGCUGCUUCUUAGCUCGAUGAACCGGCGCUCGCCGUCCACGCCGUGUGGCACCACUUCCUGUGUGGCACCACUUCCUGUGUGGCACCACUUCCUGUGUGGCACCUGAUUCUUCCAGAGAUCACAACCUCAGCGAAGGCAUUGAUUGUAUUAAAAUGGCGGGUUUUUUGAUUUCUGUUGAAAACAACCAGUAUUUAAAUGUUGAAAACUACUGACAUUGAUUUGUGCAUGUUUUUUAUUAUUUAUGUGACACCACUUAGAAUCUAAAAGAAAAAGCUCUUAACAGUAGGUUGGCCCCCUGGUGGUCGGUGAGCCCGUCUGUGAGCAGGGUGACUCCAGAUAGUUUCCUUUAAAGCUACGUUCUCUGACUUCCUGUUUCGUUUCUGAAUUCUUUCUGAGUUCCUCUCUGUGUUUCUGUUCUGAGCACAGAUUUGUUCCUCUCACACAUUCGGGAGGAUGCUGUAUUUAUUUAUUUGAACGGAAGCUUUGCCAUUUUCUAUUUACAACUUUUGUGUUAAUGAAGCAGAAGCCAACAGGGUGGUUUUUCCUUUUUCUUUUCUUUUCUUUUUUAAAUAAACGCCAUUUCUGAACAUC
Molecule: messenger RNA, 2814 nt
Organism: Limanda limanda (common dab)
Lineage: Eukaryota; Metazoa; Chordata; Actinopteri; Pleuronectiformes; Pleuronectidae
Product: leptin receptor overlapping transcript-like 1
Exons: 5
Coding region: 36-428 (130 amino acids)
Biological process (GO): negative regulation of growth hormone receptor signaling pathway; late endosome to vacuole transport via multivesicular body sorting pathway
Cellular component (GO): endosome
Source: RefSeq, a predicted model, not a curated record